AUGUUAGCAACAUGUAGUACUAUUUUACAAUUAUGGAAUAGUCAAGAUUAUUCACUUAUUAAUGAAUUUGGUCAUGAUCAUGUACCAUCAACUGAUAUUAUUAAAUCAGUUGAUUGGAAAAAAGAUAAUUCAAAUUAUCUUGUUUUUACAUAUAAACAAACAGGACGUGUACAAUUAUAUGAUAUACAAAAAAAUAAAUCUGUUGAACUUUCAACAACAAAAGCUCAAUGGUGUUCAUUUAGUACAUCAGGAAAAUAUUUAGGAAUAACAAAUGAAGAUUGUCAAGCACAAAUUUGGGAUGUUAAUUCAGGAAGAAUUGCACAAACAUUUAAUAGUGUUGAUCAAUCUCCAAUGGAAAGUAUAUGUUGGGGUAAUGGUGAUUCAUAUAUUGCUUGUGGUACGCGAAAAGGAAAUGUAUUUCUUUAUAAUCAAUUAACAAAACAAACAUUUGCUGCAUUUACAAUGAAACAUGGAAAUAAAUUAGGUCCGAUAUCAUCAAUAAAAUGGUCACCACAUAAAGAAUUAAUUGCAACAACAUCAAAUGAUGGUUUACUUUCAUUAUGGAAUUAUCGUUUAAAAGAAUUAAUUAUAUCAAUACAUUCACAUAAAGCUCCAGCAACUGAUUUAGCUUUUUCUCCACAUCAUGAUGCAUUUCUUGUUACAGCAGGAAUGGAUGGAUCAUUAUGUUGUUUCGAUGUUGUACAACAAAAAAUAUUAUCAACAAUAAGUAUCUAUGCCCCAUUAACAAGUGUAGAUUUUCAUCCAAAUGGUUCAUUAGUUGCUGUUGGAACAAUGGGUCAAAGUGCAUCUGUUUAUGAUUUACGUGAUCCAAAAACGAAAUUAGCACAUUUAGUUAAUUCUGAACAUGGAAAUGUUUAUUCAGUUAGAUUUGAAACGGCACAAUCAGCACCAACAACACCAACAACAACGACACCAACACCAACAUCAACUUUACAAAGGCCAACAACACUUUCACAAGAGACAAAUAAAGGAAUGAGUACAUUUGCUCAACAAACAACACGUUCUCGUCAUACAUCAUCAUCAUCAGUCCAAUCUACAACAACACCUGUUGAUAAUUCAUCAUCAUCAACAACAAUAAAUCGUACAUUUGGAACACAACCUCGAACAACACAAUCACGUGAACGAACUGUUUCAGCACUUUCAUCAGCAACAUUAUCAAAUAAAUCUAAUACACCUAUACUUACAUCGAAUAAUUCAACAACAAUUGAUGCAAGUUCAUUAUCUCCACGACAACAACGUAAUGAUCGUCCAGAACAGACACCCAAUUCAAGUAUUAGUAAUAAUGAUUGUAUGAGUUUUGACGAUUUUGCUCAAUUAUGUGGUAUUUCAUCUCGUGCUCCCAUUGAAAAUGGUCAUAAUCGAACAAAUGUGAAUUCGAAUGAAACUGAUGAAUCAUUAAAAUUAAUGUUAGAUAAUCGAGUUAAUUGUUUACGUGAAGAUUUUAAAGACGAUCUUAAUCGAACAAAACUUUCAAUGCAAAUGAAUUUUAUUGUUGAAUUAGAACGACUUAGAAAUGAUUUAAUGAAACAAAUUGAAUCUCAUUCAUUAAAUGCUCAAUUAAUCGAUGAAAUCGAACGUCUUAGAACAGAAAAUAAACGAUUACGUCAGUUACAACCACGACUUUAA
Molecule: messenger RNA, 1647 nt
Organism: Adineta steineri
Lineage: Eukaryota; Metazoa; Rotifera; Eurotatoria; Adinetida; Adinetidae
Source: the annotation of a GenBank genome assembly